Molecule: messenger RNA, 1248 nt
Organism: Canariomyces notabilis
Lineage: Eukaryota; Fungi; Ascomycota; Sordariomycetes; Sordariales; Chaetomiaceae
Product: carbohydrate-binding module family 1 protein
Exons: 3
Coding region: 1-1248 (415 amino acids)
Biological process (GO): carbohydrate metabolic process
Cellular component (GO): extracellular region
Molecular function (GO): hydrolase activity, hydrolyzing O-glycosyl compounds; cellulose binding
Source: RefSeq, a predicted model, not a curated record
AUGUACAGCACAGCUUUCCUGGCCGCGCUUCUUGCGCCUGCCGCUGUCAACGCACAGCUCAACGACCUUGCUGUCCGGGCCGGCCUCAAAUACUUCGGUACAGCCCUCGGCGAAGGUUCCAUCAACAGCGACUCCCAGUAUGCCGCCAUUCUUAGCGACAAGAGCAUGUUCGGCCAGCUCGUGCCCGAGAACGGCCAGAAGUGGGAUGCCACGGAGCCUUCUCGCGGACAAUUCACCUACACGCAAGGUGACAUCACGGCGAACACGGCCAGAAGGAACGGCCAGGGCAUGAGAUGCCACACGCUGGUGUGGUACAGCCAGCUGCCCAACUGGGUCAACUCGGGCUCCUGGACCCGGCAAACCCUGCAGUCCGUCAUCGAGACUCACAUCUCCAACGUGAUGGGCCAUUACAAGGGCCAGUGCUACGCCUGGGAUGUGGUCAACGAGGCCAUCAAUGACGACGGCACCUGGCGGCCCAGCCCGUUCUACAACACCUUCCAGACGGAUUACUUCGCCAUUGCCUUCAACGCGGCCAAGAGGGCCGACCCCGCUGCCAAGCUGUACUACAACGACUACAACCUCGAGUACAACCAGGCCAAGACCGACAGGGCCGUCGAGCUGGUCAAGAUCGUCCAGGCGGCUGGUGCCCCCAUUGACGGCGUUGGCCUCCAGGCCCAUCUCAUCGUCGGCAGCACCCCGUCUCGCAGCAACUUGGCCACCGUUCUGAGACGAUUCACUGCUCUUGGUGUUGAGGUGGCGUACACGGAACUCGACAUCCGGCACUCCUCCCUCCCUGCAUCAUCCUCCGCCCUCGCCACCCAGGGCAACGACUAUGCCAACGUCGUCGGCUCGUGCCUUGACGUGGCCGGCUGCGUCGGCGUCACCGUCUGGGGCUUCACCGACAAGUACAGCUGGAUCCCCCAGACCUUCCCCGGCACGGGCGCCGCCCUCAUCUACGACUCCAACUUCAACAAGAAGCCCGCAUGGACCUCCGUCUCGUCCGUCCUUGCUGCCAAGGCCACCGGCAACCCUCCCGUGUCGUCCUCGACCAGCACCUUUACGACUAUUACUACGCCGCCGGUUACGACCACUACUACCUCGGCCAGGCCCACGUCGACUAGCUCUGCCGGCGGCCCCGAGCAGACUCGCUGGGGCCAGUGCGGUGGUAAUGGAUGGACGGGCCCGACGAGGUGCCAGAGCCCCUGGACGUGCCAGAAGCUUAAUGACUGGUAUUGGCAGUGCUUGUAA